Rattus norvegicus (Norway rat) is the source of this 923-nucleotide messenger RNA. RefSeq names its product proteasome 20S subunit beta 4 (gene Psmb4). Gene Ontology annotation, cellular component: cytoplasm; nucleus; proteasome core complex. The record is from RefSeq and is marked validated. Gene Ontology annotation, biological process: protein catabolic process. The transcript is spliced from 7 exons. The coding region runs from base 26 to 820 and encodes 264 amino acids. NCBI's taxonomy places the organism in Eukaryota, Metazoa, Chordata, Mammalia, Rodentia, Muridae.
CAUUUUUUCGGCAGUGGUGACUAAGAUGGAAGCGUUUUGGGAGUCACGGACUGGCCACUGGGCCGGGGGUCCGGCUCCGGGGCAGUUUUACCGCGUCCCGUCCACCCCCAGCUGCCUCAUGGAUCCGAUGUCUGCGCCCUGCGAGGGUCCCAUCACUCGGACCCAGAACCCCAUGGUGACUGGGACAUCCGUACUAGGGGUGAAGUUCGACUGCGGAGUGGUGAUUGCUGCAGACAUGCUGGGCUCCUACGGCUCCCUGGCUCGUUUCCGCAAUAUCUCUCGUAUUAUGCGAGUCAACGACAGCACUAUGCUAGGUGCUUCAGGAGACUAUGCUGAUUUCCAGUAUUUGAAGCAAGUUCUCGGCCAGAUGGUGAUUGAUGAGGAGCUGUUGGGAGAUGGACAUAGCUAUAGUCCUAGAGCUAUCCAUUCAUGGUUGACAAGGGCCAUGUACAGUCGCCGCUCCAAGAUGAACCCUCUGUGGAACACCAUGGUCAUUGGAGGCUAUGCUGGUGGAGAAAGCUUUCUUGGUUAUGUGGACAUGCUUGGUGUAGCUUAUGAAGCCCCUUCACUAGCCACUGGUUAUGGUGCAUACUUGGCUCAGCCUCUGCUUCGAGAAGUUCUAGAGAAGCAACCGGUGCUGAGUCAGACAGAGGCCCGAGAGCUUGUGGAGCGCUGCAUGCGAGUGCUGUACUACCGAGACGCUCGUUCGUAUAACCGGUUUCAAGUUGCUACUGUAACUGAAAAAGGUGUGGAGAUAGAAGGACCACUGUCAGCACAGACCAACUGGGACAUUGCUCACAUGAUCAGUGGCUUUGAAUGAAAUCCAGAUGAAGUGUCCAGAGUUGAAGCUUGGCCCUUGUGAACGUGACUGUAGCUGGCUCAAAGGCAGACUUUUGUAAAAAUAAAUCAGUCCUUUGAAGUGU